This is a messenger RNA of Dissoconium aciculare CBS 342.82, 660 nucleotides long. RefSeq lists its product as uncharacterized. The coding region runs from base 127 to 564 and encodes 145 amino acids. Gene Ontology annotation, biological process: regulation of transcription by RNA polymerase II. The record is from RefSeq and is a predicted model, not a curated record. The transcript has a single exon. Gene Ontology annotation, molecular function: DNA-binding transcription activator activity, RNA polymerase II-specific. NCBI's taxonomy places the organism in Eukaryota, Fungi, Ascomycota, Dothideomycetes, Mycosphaerellales, Dissoconiaceae.
GCAAAUUUUCGAUAUGCCGACAUUGACCGGCCCAACCCUCUGGAUAAAGCCGUUGAAAUCCUAAGAUUACUCGCUGGCGUCGGGCACAUUUUUUUCUCACGUUGGGUGCAAAUUGAGCAGAGUGAAAUGGGGGUGUUCCUUAACGUGUACACCACACCUAGUCCGGAGAUCGUCCUUGAUGAGGAUACUCGCGCGACGUUGGCGGGGAUUGAGGAGCUGAUGACGAUUGAACCGGCCGAUACAGAGGCCACCUUAGGGGUAUACACUCGAGCGCUGGCGGGAUUGGAGACGGCAUUCCGUGCGGCAGCAAUUGAUCCGAGGGAUUUCGGACAUCGACUAGGGUGGGUCAGGGAGUAUGAUGCACGUCCGAUGGCGGACAGAGUGGAGGCGAGGGAUGCGGUGGCACUGGUUUUGAUGGCGCAUUGGGCGGCGGCGCUCGCGGACUGGAGAGAUGUGUGGUGGGAGCAUGGGCUGGGAAAGGCAAUUGUAGAGGAUGUAGUGAGGUGUCUGCCGGAGAGGCUGAGAGGGUAUGUGGCAUGGCCGAUCAGGAGGUGUGGCUUGUAAGUCGAGAGAGUUGCGCGGCGACCUUGAUAUAGAGGAGUGCUGUUGAAAGUGGGUUGCGAUAGCCAAAUCCUCAGCUCUAUGAAAAAGUUGUAACCG